CUGGCCCUUUGUCGGGACGCGUUUCAAAGCAGUGCCGUGCAACAGCCUUGCAGCCUUGCAGCACAUUGCAGCAGAGCCGAGCAGGUGCAGGUGUGCACUGGUUCCUCCCCCGCUGGGAUCGUCACAUUGAGCCAGGGCGAUGGGAGAGCAGAGACAGCGACCGGGACCGUUGCGCUGGCUGUGUCACCUGCUAGACGAGCUCCUGGUGCGCAUCCUCAGUCUGAGUCUAUUUCGCGUCAACGCCCCCGAGGGCAGGACCUGUUCCGAAGAGGAGUUAGUGCCGGUUGCCAAAUACUUGCCCAUACCAAAAGUUCGGGGUCUGCCGGUGGUGGGAACGCUAUUGGAUCUAAUCGCUGCCGGAGGAGCCACCCAACUCCACAAAUAUAUCGAUGACCGGCAUAGGCAAUAUGGACCCAUAUUUCGGGAGCGCUUGGGUGGCACCCAGGAUGCAGUGUUCGUUUCUUCGGCGAAUCUGAUGCGCGGUGUCUUUCUCCACGAGGGUCAGUAUCCGCAGCAUCCGCUGCCGGAUGCCUGGACACUGUACAACCAACGGCAUGCCUGCCAACGUGGACUGUUCUUCAUGGAGGGCGCCGAGUGGCUGCACAACAGACGCAUACUUAAUCGCCUGCUGCUCAACGGCAAUUUGAAUUGGAUGGACGUGCAUAUUGAGAACUGUACCAGACGAAUGGUGGAGCAGUGGCGAGCCCGAACCAUUAAGGUGACAGCAUUGAAGUCGGCGGAGGCGGACGGCGAGAAACGAUACUAUGAGCUGCCACUGCUGGAACAGCAGCUCUAUCGCUGGUCCAUAGAAGUGCUUUGCUGCAUAAUGUUCGGCAACAGUGUGCUCACCUGCCCCAAGAUCCAGUCAUCGCUGGACUACUUCACCCAGAUUGUACACAAGGUGUUUGAGCAUAGCUCGCGUCUGAUGACCUUCCCGCCUCGUCUGGCCCAGAUGCUGCGCCUGCGCAUCUGGCGCGAUUUUGAGGCCAAUGUGGAGGAGGUGCUGCGCGAGGGUGCUGCUAUCAUCGAUCACUGCAUCAGUGUGCUGGACCUGGACCAUCAGCAGCCGCACGAGGAGCCAGCACUCUAUCAGCGCUUGCAGGCAGCGGAGGUGCCCGGGGAGAUGAUCAAACGGAUAUUCGUGGACCUGGUCAUUGCAGCAGGAGACACGACCGCUUUCAGCAGCCAGUGGGCAUUGUAUGCUCUCUCCCGGGAGCCGCUCCUCCAGAGACGCCUUGCCAGAGAGCGAGCCACCAAUGGCUCACAGCUAAUGCAUGGCCUAAUCAAGGAGUCACUGCGUUUAUAUCCCGUGGCUCCUUUCAUCGGUCGCACCCUGCCCCAGGAUGCUGAGCUAGGCGGUCACUUUAUCAAAAAAGAUACUUUGGUCCUACUCUCCCUGUAUACUGCCGGACGUGAUGCCUCACACUUCGCCCAGCCUGAGCGGGUGCUCCCAGAGCGUUGGUGUAUUGGCCAAUCGGAGCAGAGGCAUCAGUCGCAUGGCAGCCUGCCCUUCGCCAUCGGGCAACGGUCGUGUAUCGGUCGCCGGGUGGCUCUCAAGCAGCUCCAUUCCCUGUUGGGCCGCUGCGCUGCCCAGUUCGAGAUGAGCUGCCUCAACGAGCAGCCCGUCGACAGUGUACUUCGCAUGGUCACCGUGCCCGAUCAAACCUUGCGACUGGCCCUCCGGCCGCGAACCGAGUGAUACACAUUAAUUAAUCGUAACAGAUAACACUAAUCGUAAUUGUAAUCGUAGUUUCUUUAGUUUUAUACAAAAUAUAUAAAUGUCACAACUA
Drosophila serrata is the source of this 1790-nucleotide messenger RNA. RefSeq names its product Cytochrome P450 family protein sad (gene sad). The record is from RefSeq and is a predicted model, not a curated record. Gene Ontology annotation, molecular function: monooxygenase activity; iron ion binding; heme binding. NCBI's taxonomy places the organism in Eukaryota, Metazoa, Arthropoda, Insecta, Diptera, Drosophilidae.